Meloidogyne enterolobii is the source of this 555-nucleotide messenger RNA. The record is from the annotation of a GenBank genome assembly. Lineage: Eukaryota; Metazoa; Nematoda; Chromadorea; Rhabditida; Meloidogynidae.
AUGUCUGAAGGAUCAUCAAAUUCUGAUUGGAUUUUGGUUGGAAAAAAGAAAAAUAAUUUAUUUAAAAAGGCAAAUGAUUUGUUUAACAAAAAUACUGGCAAUUUGAUUAAUUUGAAUAAUUGUGUGGAUUUUGUUGAAGUUAAAAAUAAAUGGAGUAAAAUUGAAAUUAAUGGGGAACCCUCCAAAUGUUGUGACAAUGAAUGUAUAAAUACAAACAAACCUUACGGAAAUUGUAUUAAAGGAAAUGGUUAUGGGAAUAUAAUUAAUGAUGAAGACAUUGAAUAUUUCAAUUGUUUGGAGGGGAGAAAAUGCUUUGAUAAAUAUUUUGGUGUUUAUACAAAAAAUUCAUUCAAAAAACCUCAAAGAUGUUUUAAGUAUUCUUUACAUUAUUUUGAAGUCAAAUGUAAAUUUGAAAGGAAAUUAAAUAACGACAAAAUAUAUAUGAAUAUUGGGCUUCAAAAUUUAAAUACAAAUAAAUUUGUUGAAUAUUCUGCAAAGCGUGCUGUAAUUAUUAAUGAGGGAAGUGAUUUCAAAAAUAAUGAUAUUUUUGUUUAA